UCUUAAUGCGGGAACGGGAUCUGCUCGUCACACAUGAGUAGGAUGUGCGUGUGAGGCGCCUUGCGUGACGAGUAGAUCCGGUCUCCUUAAUGCGCGCUGCGAUGUGCAUGUGAGGCGCUGAUGUGAUCUGCUUGUUGAAAACCCGUUUCAAUUUGUUCUUCCCGAUGUGCGGAUAAAGAUGUGUUGUGACUGUGAGGUUGGUGUAAGUAGAGAUCCGGACUCUGGAUUGAGGUGGAAAAGUCCGCUGGUGCUGGUCGUAUUCCACGCACGACUUUGACAGAUAUUUUGUGAUUGUUCUGAUUGGAUUCACAUGCCACGAGAAUCGGCCAAUCAGGACGUGAUGGACUUCAAUGGUGCUUGACCUAAUUGCAGACAAGUAAAAGGGUCCUAAAUUUGCAAUACAGUCUUGCUGCUUCACUCUGUCCAGUUCGUCAAGUUCAGUGCGAGAGCAAGAGAGAGAGAGAGAGAGCGAUCAGACAAAAUGGGGGAAUCGAAGACUGUUCAUUCACCAUUGAUCACUUAUGUUUCCAUGCUUUCUCUUCUCACCUUAUGUCCUCCUUUCGUUAUUCUUCUAUGGUAUACGAUGGUCCAUGCUGAUGGGUCUGUUUCUCAGACUUGGGAUUACUUUAAGCAACAUGGUUUUCAGGGUUUCAAGAACACUUGGCCAAAACCGACUGCUAUUGCUUGGAAGAUCAUUGCAUGCUUUGCAGUGUUUGAAGCUGUGCUUCAGCUCUUUCUACCUGGGAAAAGAGUUGAGGGCCCCAUUUCACCUGCGGGGAAUCGACCUGUCUACAAGGCAAAUGGCUUGGCAGCAUAUGCAGUAACAUUGAUUACAUACCUCGGCCUUUGGUGGUUUGGCAUAUUCAAUCCUGCGAUUGUCUAUGAUCAUUUGGGAGAAAUAUUUUCAGCACUAAUAUUUGGAAGCUUCAUCUUUUGCAUCUUUUUAUACAUAAAGGGUCAUUUGGCACCAUCGUCUACUGAUUCUGGGUCUUCAGGAAACUUGAUAAUUGAUUUCUACUGGGGAAUGGAGUUGUAUCCUCGAAUAGGUAAAGACUUUGAUAUAAAGGUUUUUACCAACUGCAGAUUUGGCAUGAUGUCCUGGGCAGUUCUUGCUGUGACAUAUUGCAUCAAGCAGUAUGAGGAGUAUGGCCGAGUAGCUGACUCUAUGCUAGUAAAUACUACAUUGAUGCUGGUAUAUGUAACCAAGUUUUUUUGGUGGGAAGCUGGUUACUGGAAUACAAUGGAUAUUGCACAUGAUCGAGCUGGGUUUUAUAUUUGUUGGGGAUGCUUAGUAUGGGUUCCAUCUGUGUAUACUUCUCCUGGGAUGUACUUAGUUAACCAUCCUGUAAAUCUUGGUGUUCAGCUUGCUAUAUAUAUUUUUCUUGCGGGUAUUGUAUGCAUAUAUGUCAACUAUGACUGUGACCGUCAGAGACAAGAAUUCCGAAGAACAAAUGGGAAAUCUUUGGUUUGGGGGAAGGCUCCAUCAAAGAUAGAGGCCUUUUAUCAUACCACAAGUGGUGAAAAGAAAUCCAGCCUUCUUCUCACUUCAGGAUGGUGGGGUUUAUCUCGACACUUCCACUAUGUGCCAGAAAUUUUAGCUGCUUUCUUCUGGACUUUGCCUGCUCUUUUCAGUCAUUGUCUGCCAUACUUCUAUGUUGUGUUUCUGACAAUCCUGCUUUUUGACCGAGCAAAAAGAGAUGAUGACCGUUGUCGAUCCAAGUAUGGAAAAUACUGGAAGUUAUAUUGCAACAAGGUUCCUUACAGAAUAAUACCUGGAAUCUACUGAAGAGAAUGUUGAAGGAUUAAAUACGGUUAUCAUGAUCCUGCUAUGCUUGUGUAUGACUGAUAUUUUCUUCUAUGCAUCAAUUGCUUGUAAUUUUUGAUAUUGCUCCAUUGAAUAGUGUAUGAAUAGUCCUAUCUGAGUAUCAACCUAUGUUUCAUAACAACAAACAGACUAUGGAUAUCAUUUGGGUUGUUGUAGAAUAGGUGAAUACUGAAUUUAUAAUUGUGUCGUGUCAACUUGCAUCUUCCAAAAUUUGCAGUGCUUUUUCCCCUUCUUUGGAGGAAGCAACUUCUCAAC
Messenger RNA from Nelumbo nucifera (sacred lotus), 2080 nucleotides. RefSeq names its product Ergosterol biosynthesis ERG4/ERG24 family (gene DWF5). Gene Ontology annotation, molecular function: 7-dehydrocholesterol reductase activity. Gene Ontology annotation, biological process: brassinosteroid biosynthetic process; sterol biosynthetic process. Lineage: Eukaryota; Viridiplantae; Streptophyta; Magnoliopsida; Proteales; Nelumbonaceae. Gene Ontology annotation, cellular component: endoplasmic reticulum membrane. The record is from RefSeq and is a predicted model, not a curated record.